Westerdykella ornata is the source of this 1536-nucleotide messenger RNA. RefSeq names its product lipase. NCBI's taxonomy places the organism in Eukaryota, Fungi, Ascomycota, Dothideomycetes, Pleosporales, Sporormiaceae. The transcript is spliced from 4 exons. Bases 1 to 1536 code for a protein of 511 amino acids. The record is from RefSeq and is a predicted model, not a curated record.
AUGCUCGAUAACCCAGAUGGCCUUGUUAAUCUGCGCAAUCUCGCUCGAGAGGUUGAAAACAUCCUACCCGAGAACAAGACGGUGCCAAUCGUACUUGUGCCGGGAUUCUCUGGCUGGGGCGCGCCUUUAUUCGGCGCCCUCAAUUACUUCGGCGGCGUGAGAGACAUACCAAAAAUCCUAGCAGACGCAGGAUACACGGUUAUCAUCUCCCCGGUUGCACCGAUAUCUUCCAACUGGGAACGCGCUUGCGAGUUGUACCGGCAGCUUACGUUUGGAAAAUUCAGCACCGUCAAUCCGACGACCGGCAUGGUUGACGAAGUCCAUGACGUAGACGUUGAUUAUGGUACGUACUUUGAUGCAAAUCCAGAAGCUGCGCCAGAACAAACCACUACCACGGGUCGGAGACGAGCGAUUCUCGUUUCAAACUCACCAAGCUUUCAGAACUGGACGUGGAAGAGAAACCACAAAGUGCAUUUUGUUUGCCACUCUCAAGGGGGAAACACAGUCCGCUACCUCAUCAGCUUGAUGGAGCGCGGCGCAGGAACGUUGCACCCCAGGUACUUCAGUGAGCCAGGAAGAGACGACUGGACCAUUUCGGUCACGACCUUGGGAACCCCGCACAAGGGAACGACCAUCAUAAAUGCAUUCUACAAUUUCCUCUCUCAAUCAAAGGAGCAAGCUAUUAAACUCUUUGCGAGACUCUUCGCGGCAGCAUCCUUCUAUCCCCCGGAUAAAAGGGCUUACGACCUUCAGCUCGACCAUUGGGGCAUCCGAAAAAAGGCAGACGAAACGUUCGAUGACAUGCGCAAGCGUCUGGAAUCGGACCCUGGCCCUGUAUGGAAAUGGCUGAACUCCAACAAAACCGCCCUCUACGAUAACAGCAUCGAAGGUGUCCACGACCUCGCUGUCAAAGCAGGCAACCCCUCAACACAGGUUUACUACUUCACCUUCUCCUUCCAUGCAACGGUUCCCUUUCCCGAACGAUGGCCUCAGUGGGGUAGGGAUGCAAUUGCAUCCUUCCCUACUAAAAUAGGCGACUUCUUCGGUGCCAUACUUCCAAACUGGAUGAUACGCUGGGUCCCCAAUGUUGGAUGGAUAGUCGUCACAAACAUAACCCAGUUCCGCCGUUUUGUAACUUGGGUCACACAAGCGAUCCUCACCAGACUCCUGCAAGAGCUUGAUUACAACAUCGAGCUCCCGCUGCCGGGGAAAUACAUACCCCGCAAGGACGUCAUACCCAUCUUCUUGCCAAGUGUAUACGCAAUGGGAGGACAGGACCUUACCCAGGACCAGAUCAACCUGCUAGGACCAAAUCUCGUAGGCGACUGGUACCAGAACGACGGCAUCGUGAACACGGCGUCGAUGCACGGUCCGGACGAGUCCGUGACUAAAAACAUUAGCACCUUGCCCGAUUUCGAUUUCAGCAAGCCUGGGAAACGGGGGUGUUAUUGGCAUUUUGGCGUCAACGACCGGAUGGAUCAUGCGGAUGAGAUUGGCGUUUUCAUCGAGGAGAGCACGGUAGGUGGUGGUUUCUGA